Molecule: messenger RNA, 2340 nt
Organism: Drosophila hydei
Lineage: Eukaryota; Metazoa; Arthropoda; Insecta; Diptera; Drosophilidae
Product: kanadaptin
Exons: 3
Coding region: 174-2273 (699 amino acids)
Molecular function (GO): protein binding; mRNA binding
Source: RefSeq, a predicted model, not a curated record
UUUUGACAGCGCAGGUGAUCGUUGCAAUAUGCACAUCACUAACGCAAUAUCGGUAUCGAAUAUCGGUAUAUGAAAAUUGCGAUGUCUGCACACAUCACUAACAUAUACAAGAUUGUUUAAAAGCACAAAUAUAUACAAAAUUAAAAGGAAAAAGGUUGCACCGUCCAUGAAACAUGGAUGAGUUCAAGGUGCCCAUUUUACCAGCCGCCCCAACCACUAAAAGCGAAGUUACUGUCGAAGAGCCAACGCCAGCAGAAGUUGCUAAAUCCAAGGCAACGACUGGCUGCCCCUACAAAGUGCCCAAGUGGUCGCAGCCGCCAAAUGAUGGACAAGAUUACAGAUUCGAGGUGCUAAAAUCGGGACAAAUCAUUGACGAAGUUAAGCAGCUGCAGCAACAGGCCAACUGGACCUUUGGCCGUCUGCCUGACAACGAUGUAGCCAUGGCGCAUCCAACCAUUUCGCGCUACCAUGCAGUACUUCAAUACAAACCAAAAGCAAUCGACGGAGAGGAGGAAGAGUCAGCUAAACCUGAGGGCUGGUAUAUCUACGAUCUCGGAAGUACACAUGGCACCUUCCUCAACAAACAGCGCGUGCCCCCACGCGUCUUUAUACGCAUUCGCGUUGGCCAUAUGCUCAAAAUGGGAAGCAGCACGCGGGUCUACAUAUUGCAGGGUCCCGGUGAGGAUGAAGAGCCGGAGUCGGAGUUAACAGUCACGGAGUUACGAGAACAACGUGAACAACAAGUGGCCGCAGCAAUGGCCGAAAGGGAGCGCAAAUUAAUGGAAGCUGAGGAAAGGGAACGUAACGAAGGCGCCAGCUGGGGCAUGGGCGAGGAUGCCGACGAGGAAACAGAUCUCACACAUAAUCCAUAUGCGAGCACCAACAAUGAGGAGCUCUUCUUUGAUGAUCCCAAGCGCACUCUACGAGGUUUCUUUGAACGCGAAGGCCUAGAUCUGGAAUACAAAUGCGAUGAGCUUGUCCAAGGCUCGUUCGUUUGCCGUGUGGAGCUGCCCAUAGAUGACUCCAAUGGCCGCUCCAUAGUCGUGGAGGCGACGCACAAGGGCCGCAAGAAGGACUGUGUGGUGCAGUGCGCCCUGGAGGCAUGUCGCACACUCGAUCGUCAUGGCGUACUGCGACAGGCCAAUCAGGAGUCGCAGAAACGCAAGCAGCUCAAAGCCAAGGGUGAUUCGGAUGACGAGGACGAGUUCUGGGAUCGCACAGGCGAUGUGGCCAGAAAGAAACAGCGCCUAGCAAAUGCCAGCGCCAAUGUCACGCUCACCUACGACGAUUUGCUGAAGCAGCAGAGCGAACUGGAUGCAGAGCUGGCCAAAGUGGAGCUCGAAAUUGGCGCCUAUCAGCAGAACGAGAAGCGGCUGAAGGCGCUGGCCGUGCAGCAGCAAAGCGCCAGCGAUGACCUGGACAAUUUCAUGGACACCCUCAAUGAAAAUGUCACACAGCUGGACAAAACAGAGAUCAAAAAGCUGAGACUCGAGCAGCAGCGCAUCAAAGCGGAUCAACAAAAGUUGCAGCGGCUCAUUAGGAUUGCUAAGCCAACGGCUUUGCCCUUUGACACGGCCACUAGCCAAGAGCAGAGGCCGGAAAGCAAUGUGGUCAAAAAGCAACUGCCCAUGAUUGGCAAACGAAAUCAGUUUAGUAAAUUUAAGAUUGUGAAAGCGCAACCGAGUGCAUGCAGCAAAGUGCAAAGUGCGAAAGCAUUUGCCGAUGAAGAUGAAGAGGAGGAAGAGGAGGAGGAGGUAGAAGAGCUUGAGAGGAAGCAGGUGCAGAAGUUGGAUCAGCAGGGGAAAAAGGAGGAGCAGCAGCAGCAGCAGGAAGAGCAGCCGGAGCAGGAUAAGCAAGAGCAGCAGUUAAAGAAGGAGGAGGAUCAGGAGGAGAAGCGAGAGGAGGAGAAGCGGAAGGAGGAGAAGCGAGAGGAAGAGAGGCGGGAGGAGGAGAAGCUUGAGCAGCAGAAAGAAGAGUCGUCAACUACUAAGGCGGAACUCCAUACCAAAUGUGAGGAAGCAACAGAAGUAGCAGCGCCACCAGAAACAGCAGCUGCCGAGGAGCCAAGUGCUGAAGGAGAGCGAAAACGUCGCCAACGUCAACGACAGCGGAACAACAAUACCAGCAAUAGCAACAAGCAGCGAUUGGAUGUGGACAUGGAUCUAGAUGAGCUGGCGGAGCACGAGCAGAGCGAAAAGUAUGCCAAGUGGAUACCGCCGACUAAUCAAAGCGGCGACGGCUUCACCCACCUCAAUGAGAAAUUUGGCUAUUAGCAAAAGUAAUCGAAAAACAAAAACAAAACCGACAAAAAUAUUAAAAAUAUUUUGCUUAAUAUUUAGU